Molecule: messenger RNA, 2055 nt
Organism: Sporisorium graminicola
Lineage: Eukaryota; Fungi; Basidiomycota; Ustilaginomycetes; Ustilaginales; Ustilaginaceae
Exons: 1
Coding region: 1-2055 (684 amino acids)
Source: RefSeq, a predicted model, not a curated record
AUGCCGGUGCCAGACAGCACAUCAUCCGCGCCGGCGGGCUCAUCAGCGGCCCAGCUGAGCGCACCAGCUGCCGAUCUCUCCCUCUCGCAGUCUAUCUCGGCCUCUGGCUUGGACCUCAAGCGUCCCGCCUCAGUCGCCUCCUCUGAAGAGGAUAGUCAGACUCUCUCACGGACCAAGACGGCCAAGGCGCACUACGGUAAAGCAGCAAGAGCCUUUCUCGCCAAGGAUCUUCAGACUGCACUGCUUCAAAGCCAGCACGCCGCUGAUUUGCUUUUCUCGUCUCAGCAGCUCGGAAGUAGCCUCACUGCCUCGUCAUUCCUCAGCGAUGCCGACUUGGACGUGCAGAAAUUGGUCGAAAAGGUCGCCAUCCUCCGACUCACCGUCUUCUCCCAGGUCUACACCGACAAGCACGUCUCUGCCAGCAUCCACGACAAGCUCGCCCACCUCAAGCAACAGUCUGCCUCAGAUGCUGCUGCCAUCGACCGCAUCUCGCUUCUUCUCUCCAAGCAGCCACAGAGCUUGAUCAGCCAUCUGUGGUUCGAGGCUCUGCGGCUUUGCACCCAAACCUCGGGAGAGGCAGACGCGCCCUCGCUCGACCCUACUCCUGAAACCAUCCACUUGGCCAUCGAAUUGCCUGCUUCCGUCGUUUCGUCCGCCGUGCUCGCAGCGCUCCGCUUGGACGCACUCAAUCCAGCUGCACGCACAGGAACCAAUGCGGCUCGCCUCAUCGCUGAAUGGUACCUUGCCUCGUUUUCAUCUGCUUUUGGCGCCGCUGCUCCCAAUCCCAAGGCGGCGGCAGCGUACGAAAAAAUCGUGGGCCUCUAUUCGCUCCAUGUGCUUGCAUCACGCCUUGGCGAGUGGGAGUAUGCGCGUGAGUUCGUGGGCUAUUCGAGUUUGGCGGAAUCGAUCAAGUUUGGAUUGCUCGAGCAGAUCAACGAAGCACAGGCUCACCUGUCGGGACAAUCGGAAAGGGAGGAGGAAGCCAUGGCCAGUGCUCACAGGACGUACGCACAAGAAAAAGCCAAGCGAGAAGCUGAAGAGAAGCAGGCCAAAGAGGCGACUGCGGCCGCAGCUGCUGCCAACGGCUCGUCUGGUGGAAAGAAUUCCAGCAAGGUCGGUGGCAAAGCGCGAGAUCUUGCGUCGGGCAUCGGCAACUUCCUGACAGGCAAGAAGGAUACCGAUACUGAGGUGGCAUCUUCGUCCUCAGCAGCAGCCGCAAGCAAGAUGAGCGCAAGCGUUCGCAGCGGCCACCGCAGCAAUGGCGACUCGCCUCCGGUCUCAUUUGGAUCUGGAUCCGAGCGCCGGCAGCGCAGCCAAUCUCCCACCUACUUUUCGCCUCGCAACGGUGCGGCCGAGUCGGGGUCAUCAUCGUCGACCAGCCCGUCCUUGUCUCCCGGUUUGACACGCAGCGUCGAGUCAUCCAAUAAGAAUGGUGCCAAGGAGGAACACAAGUCGGAGCGCCGAUCUGUGCGUCGCUCGAGCUCGUCUCGGUCUUCGGACUAUGAUGGAGGGAACGAGAGUAGCACCUCGGCUGCUUCGAAUCAUUCUCGUCGAUCGACACGCAGCAAUGGCGGGGAAGGGGCAGCCAAGGAACAGCAACGCUUCAAGGAUGAUACAGGCUACGCGUCGACGCGCGCUCAUCUGUCGAGGUACAUGGAGGGAGACCACCAUCCCAGUAGCUCUUCGUCGUCCUCCAACAACAGAAGGGGAUCGGAGCGAGAUGUAACUUCGAACCGCUCAACAUCCAACUCCAUCCUGUCGACGCUGACGGGCAUGUUUAAUUUUCGCAGGACCAACCAGACCAGGACGUGGCUCAUGUCGGCGAUUGUCAUGCUGCUCGUCUAUUAUCGCGUGGCUCGAAGGCCACCUGCGCAGCGGGGCGUGGCCAAGACCAAUGCAGCACGACGGAAUGCGGCUGCGCAGAAUGCGAGGAGCAAGCUGGUGGGCAAGAGUGGCUCGGCAGGCGGAGGUGUAGCUGGCUUCAACUGGCUGCUUGUCAUCUGGUCAAAGGUGCUGAGUACGAUCAAGAUGGGCACACAGGUGACCUAUCUUUGA